Messenger RNA from Amphimedon queenslandica, 580 nucleotides. RefSeq lists its product as uncharacterized. Lineage: Eukaryota; Metazoa; Porifera; Demospongiae; Haplosclerida; Niphatidae. The transcript is spliced from 3 exons. The record is from RefSeq and is a predicted model, not a curated record. Bases 20 to 415 code for a protein of 131 amino acids.
AGUGGAGGAGUACAAUCCAAUGAGACUACACUACAUUGCAGCAAGAGCACAGACUCUUUGUCUUCAUGAUCCAUUGUUAUCGCAGCAGAGAGAUCAUCUCAACGAACUGACUGUCAUGCACAAUUGUGAUGUGGGUGCACCAAGUGAUGGGUCAAGGAACAUACAGACCACUGUGUCAUCAGGUCGGACAAGCACUGAUCCUGUUCAAUGGCUGGCAAUGAAGCUAAUCCAAAUAAACAGCGAGGACAGACACAGGAGCAGGCAAAAGGUUAAAGAUUAUCAAAGUGCUACACACUUUCUCGAUGCGACCACACUGAUCAGAGAAACUGAUGAUGCAAGUGAUGAACCACAAGUUCCUCAUAAGACUCCAAUCAAAUAUAUAAGAGGAGAAGAAAUUAAUUUACAAUGGAGCUAGCUACUAGUGACCUUAUUGUUAUGCACAUACUACAUCUUUUAACUAGUGACUGGAAGUAUAUGUAUUUUAUACAAUUUAGGGCAACUAUUUUAUUUAUUUUUGUUUUACAUAAUGUAACUAUAAGAUCAAGGUUACCAAAAAGACUGUGGCAUAUUGUACUCAAAA